AGAACAAAUCGGAUUGGCCGGGCCAUGCAGGGCGCAGCCAAUAGGAGAGUGGAGCGGCCGCCGGUCGCGCGGGGGGAUGGAGGCCGAUGAGGCGCUGCUGGUGCCGCUGCGGGAGCUGGGGGUGCCCGAGGCGGCGGCGCGCCGGGCGCUGGCCCUGACCGGGAAUGUGUCCGCGGAGGCGGCGGCGCAGCUCUACUUCGGCGGCCUAGAGACGCAGGAGCAGGCGGAUGGCGGCGGCUGCUACAAGAUGGUGUUUGUGGUGAACACGGAGCUCGCCAUGGGCGUUGGGAAGAUAGCAGCCCAGGUUGGACAUGCAGCUGUUGGCCUGUACCAGUUAAUACAGGAAAAAUCCACUGGGAGGGAGAUGAUCUCUCAGUGGGAUGAAUAUGGUGCGAAGAAGGUUGUAGUUCAAGGAUCAAACACUGCCCACCUGAUGGAUUUGCAAGCAUUGGCUUUGAGCCUGGAGCUGCCAACAUACUUGGUGCAGGAUGCAGGGAGAACACAGGUUCCAGCUGGAUCUUACACUGUCCUUGCCAUUAUCGGAGAAGAAGAAAUAGUGAAUCAGGUGACUGGGAAGCUGAGGCUGUUGAACUGAGAGCAGCACCAAAGCCUAUUAUUGUGCGCUGUACCUGACUACACGCCGUGGAAUUUGCAAGCAACCUAUAUGCAACAUGGAGAAAGAAGCACCUGUUAACAGCAUCUCAGGUCCUUCAUCGAGUCAUGGGAACCAGACAGCUACUCCCCUUUCUGUCUGCUGAAGCUGCAGGGGAGGCAUGAUGCUAGGGUGAGGAGGCAGCACUCUUCCUUCCAUUUGAGGGAGUCUGUCUUGCUAGACCAGGACUGAGAGAGGUAGUAUUGCUGCGCUACUGCAGGUGGAUUAGAGAGACUGCUGCACAUUUCUACCUCUAGCUUCCCUAGAAAUUGUCUUGGAAAAACAAGGCUUGUAUUUUCUGAAACGUGCUUAUGAACAAGAUGAAAUUCUGACAGAUACCUUGCCUUUCCUUGAAAUCUCUGUGGUGAGCUUGUGGCUCUGUUCAUUCCCACUGUUCCCACCCUGAAAUUCUAGAGUUUUAUUGAAAUCCAGGGAAUGUGCACUGCCAUGCUUAGGAUGGGAGGGCUUUUAAUUUUUAUGGAGGUAUGUGUAUGUCCUUUAAUCUCUUGCAUAAAAAUGGGUUUCAAAUAUUGGAUGAUUAAAUGACUAAGAACAUACCCAGUUGUACUAGGUAGGUUUAUGGGGGUCAGCUAGAUCUGAAGGGAGAAUAAACCCUCCUGUUUCAGAGCUGGGAAGAAAUUUCCCUUAUGGGCAGGUUAUUCCAUGAUUGCCUUCUACAGGAAUUUCUUGCACUUACAUAUCUGAGACUGGCCAUUGUCAGAGAGGAUAUAGGACUAAAUAGACCCUUGGUUUGGCAAUUCCUAUCCUUCUAAAGCCUAUUCUGGCAGUAUAAACUGAACAGUGGCACAGAUGCAGGCUUGAUCUUGUUAUGAAAUGUACUGUUGAAAUAAUUACUCUAGGUGAGGAAAAUGGGCAUUAAAUUAGGAUUAAUAUUUCACAUUCAAGAGGGGAGGGAGGUAAUUUUUUCCCCCAGCCCUAACAUCCUGCUUUUAGGUCUUGGUUGUGGUUUUGUAGCACAUGUGCUUAGGUGGAAUUUCUAGUGAACUUUAUUCAAUCUAGUUGGUAGAAAAUAGCCCUGGGUGUUUUGGGCGACAGUAAUGGCUUUUAGUUAUGUGUAGGCUUGGCUGAUUGUGUCUGUCUGUAGGUACUGGCCCAUGGCGGCAGCAUCCAAGUUUGCAUGGUUCAAUAAUGGUGUUUUUUUUUUUCCUCCUCCCAUCAUAACACCUACAUUCCCAGUACACCGUACACACAGUUCCGGAAUUGGAAGAGGUGAAACUGGCUGUCCCAUGAAGUGGAACUUAAUACCUGUGGCCUGAACUUCCAAGACACCUUGUUUUUAAAUGUUACAUGUACUGAGAGGGGAAAGAAGCAGAGGCAUUGCUUUGUCAUUAGGCUUGUGACCAGAACCUGCUCAGACCUCCUGUAUUCCUAUGGAGAGGGUUUUGGCUUACAGGAUAUGGUCUCCACAUUAAACUUGGAUGCUUGUUAAUAAGCAAGGUGUUGACAUGCCUGAAUAGUUUCUUGGGGGUAAAUCCUCAUGCUUGUCUGUAGUGUCGGUGUUAGAACAUACGAAUGGCCAUACUGGGUUAGACCAAAGGUCCAUUCUGCCCUGUAUCCUAUCUUCCGACAGUGGCCAAAAAGGAAUGAACACAACAGGUAAUCAUCAAGUGAUCCAUCCCCCGUCACCCAUUCCCAGCUUCUGGUAGUGUAGGUGCUUAAAGUUCACUAACAGCACUUAUCUGUUUGUACUUCACCUGCAUAGCAAAUUUAAGACUUUUCAUCAAAUUGUAGGCAUGUGCCCAUGUUGCAGAUUGCAGUAGAACACACAAGCUGUUAUGGUAUUAAGAUCCUUUGCUGGAGUAGAGGUGACACAGAAUUUUUAUGGCAGUCACAAACUCCCUGAAGUCAGGGAUGACUUUUAAUGGAAACAAUGCCGUUAAGCACACAAUUGUCGAGUACAUAAGUAAUGUUGGAUAUUUAUAGUUAACUGUAGCUGCCUAACAACUGGUAGGUCUGUGUUCUGCAUCAUAUGCUCAUUUAAGGAGGGAAGAUUGAAGGUUUCUGAAUGGGAACUGAUGGGUGCCAUCUGAAUAAGAUACUCCACCUGUAAGAGUUGGAGGUGCCCUGUAGAGUGGUAGAAUAGCAUUACAAUUGAAGCACUAGACCAGGACUCAAGACAUCUGGAUCCAGUCCCUGGUUCUACCACUUUCUCCCUGUUUGUUUGCUCACUAUCUAUAGAAAUAGAGGGUGUAAAAGUACCUAGAUUUACAAAGCAAUGCUGCAGAAUAACCAUGCAACUUAUAUUGCACUAGUGGCAGAGGCUCCUCAUUAUGCCCGGUGCGGUACAAACCUGAUAUGGUCCCUGUCCCAAAAAGAGGUAUUUCCUGAUUGUUGUACUGUUCAGGUUUGGCUUUGUUACAAUUUGUUUGUUUGCCUUCAGGAAGAGAAUAGAAUAUUCCACUGCUGCUUUCCUUCUUCCACUUCCCUUUUCAUGGGGGAAGGGAGAGUGGUUCCUAUAGUUGCCUGGCUUAUUCAGUACUCCCUUUGAUGUAUGACUCGGGGGUGGUGGUGGUGGGGUAGUACAGGAAAUGCUCUUGUGGUAGAUUCUCCAUUUGCUUUGGCUAAGACUCUGGGAAAAGGAGAGAACCCACUAGUUCAGUGGGGUCCUGAAGCAGUUGCAUGUUGAAUGAUAAUUUGACUGUUUUGAACAUAUCUGAUAAGAAAAAAGUGCACUUGAAUUCUUGCCUGCUGAUAGCAGAUUUGUUUAGGCUUUUCCUGGGUAAAAUGUGAGCACAGCUGUCGGGUAUGAUUUGGUUACAUCAUCUGCUUUGGAAGAAUCAUCAGAUGAAAGCUCUGCAUAGUCACCCUUGUGCUCUAGAUAAAACCAGGAGGACGUGGCCCACAGCAGUUCAAGAUAUUCAGUGCCAGACUGUGUAUCCUUCCAGAGUUUGAGACUGUUCCAUGUGACAUCACAUGAUGAUGCAGCUAGAGAAUUUAAUGCUUAGGAAACCUUCCAACUUCCAGAGUUUCCCUAGAUUUUUUUUGGCAGGGCACUGUACCAGAGAGGUGGGAGAGAUUGGGGUGAGAUUGUCUGCAGAGUCUCAUCUGGCUCCUGCUGCUCUAGGUGGCACUCCAGUUGUCCUGUCUGCUGCAUCCACUGAGAGUAGCAACAGAGAAAUCUUCAAAGCAGCAGUAGUGAUGAGGUGGAAAAACCUUUGCCACAGCAGCUUUGCUAAAGAGGCAGUAGGUAGGUGAAGAUAUCGAGACUGUCUGUUGUGGGCCAGGUAUGGGUGGGGAGAUGGCAUUUGAAAGUGUCAUGGGGAGAGCAGGCCAGGGCAGUAUCCCCUUAGAGUGAAGGUAGCUAGACUGGAAAAUGGGGCAGGGUGCCUGCUGUAGUGGAGAUGUGGAUUUCACUGGAGAGUGCUGAGCAUGAGUUGACUCGCUGAGAAUCCUAAUGGUCAAGGCAAAGCUUGAAUAAACUCUGAAUUAAA
Molecule: messenger RNA, 4104 nt
Organism: Trachemys scripta elegans
Lineage: Eukaryota; Metazoa; Chordata; Testudines; Emydidae
Product: probable peptidyl-tRNA hydrolase 2
Exons: 6
Coding region: 77-595 (172 amino acids)
Cellular component (GO): cytosol; mitochondrion
Molecular function (GO): protein binding; peptidyl-tRNA hydrolase activity
Source: RefSeq, a predicted model, not a curated record